Candoia aspera is the source of this 895-nucleotide messenger RNA. Its product is annotated as cryptic protein-like. The transcript has 6 exons. The coding region runs from base 146 to 754 and encodes 202 amino acids. Gene Ontology annotation, molecular function: nodal binding; activin receptor binding. NCBI's taxonomy places the organism in Eukaryota, Metazoa, Chordata, Lepidosauria, Squamata, Candoiidae. The record is from RefSeq and is a predicted model, not a curated record. Gene Ontology annotation, biological process: nodal signaling pathway; anterior/posterior pattern specification; determination of left/right symmetry. Gene Ontology annotation, cellular component: extracellular region; cell surface.
UCUUUUAUUAUUCCUCUGCCAUUUCUGUAUGUAACUAUCUGUGUGAAGCAGCUGCUCCUGUUUGGGGUGAGGAGUCUGGACCACACCUUACUUGGAAACAGCGUUAGAACUGAAGUGGGCUUGAAAGAGAAAAACUCGCAAGAAAAUGUAUUGGAGGCAAAAUACCAGGUUUAUUUUAACAAUAACUCUGGUUUUGCAGAAUAUUAAUUUUGGAGAAGGCCUUAGAAAACAAGAUGACACUCAUGACACUGAAGGAAAGGGGGAUGCCAUCAUUCAAAAACACAGCACAAAAGAGCGAGCCACCACAUUAAAAGUCUUUAGUGUUAUGAAUCAGAGCUCUGAGUACAAAAAGCAGAUGAAUUCUAGGCCAAUUGUACCUUUCACUGGCCUAACACAGAGUCAAACCCUGAACCGGCACUGCUGUAAAAAUGGAGGGACCUGUAUCCUGGGCAGUUUCUGUGCCUGCCCCAAACACUUUACUGGUAGAUACUGUGAGCACGAUGAACGGAAAAGCAACUGUGGGACACUGAUGCAUGGAGAGUGGAUAUGGAAGGGUUGCCAGCUAUGUCGAUGUGGUUAUGGCAUUCUUCACUGUCUAUCUGAACAAAGACAAAACUGUGAUAUAAAUGAAGAAGAGGAAUUAAUCUAUUUAACCUCAGAUUGUCCAAGAUUACAGCAAACAAUAUGCUUUCUUAUUUUCCUACUAGGCUGCUUUUUCACAUUGUUUUGCACAAAGCUCUUCUAUCAACUGUGAAGCACUCACUUACUUGGACUGGAAAUCAUGCUGGGAUCUGCAGAAUGUGAGAAGGCUAGAAACAAAGACUGCUGCUUUUCUACUAUUUAUUUACCUGUUUAACAGGAUUGCUUUAGGAUUUUUACUUCUUUUCUUAAAAUU